UAUACGCACUGUUAACCAGCCAGUCAGUCAGCUAACCAGCCUGCCUGCGAGCCUUUAGAGAAUUUUUCAACUUGACUGUAAAUUGUUGUCCGACGUCGAAUAGGGCGGCUCCGCACAAGUGCUACUGUUGCUGCUGCUGCUACUGUUCAUCGUUGUCGUCGUAGUCGUCGCCGUCGCCAACGCUGUCGUUUAACGAAAUAUAAAAUUUUCACAUUCUCGGUCAAUCGCUCGCUGUCAAUUUACUGUAAAGCGUGUGUGUUGAUGAUAAAAAAUCUGUGAAAAAAGCAGUAAUGUGAAAAAAUUUGUGAAUUUUGCAAAGAAAAAACGAUUUUUUUAUUUAAAAACGCUGAGAAACGACGGUAUUCGUAUCGCAGCUAAUAAAGCAAAAUGCUGUCAGUGAUUUGACCACAAAAAUAAAAAUCAAAUAAACUCAAUUUAUUUAGUGCGAAUUAACAAAAGUGAAUAGGAUGUUUUGAAAAUUUCUGUUAUUUGUGUAAACAAGGAAAAUCGAGCAAACCGUGAAAUAUUUGAAUGAUGCACGGCAUUGUUGUAUCUCCCUAAUCGCGCACACCAUUGGCCCCUACUUCAUAACACUCACCAGCGCAAAAACAGAAAAAAUAAAUAAAUAAAAAAAUAAUAAAAAUAACUGCUUAGCAACCAUUUGCUGCAGUGAAGUGUGUUUUUAGGCGCUCGCUACUAAUUUGCAAAUAAAUCGUGCAAUAUCUGCAUUUGCAUUGAAAUUUUCCUGUUUUGCUGUGAAUUCGGCCGCUCACGGCCGAUUUAAACGACCUUCAAAACGUUUUGCGUGGAAGCAAUACGCACCAUGGGCUGCGCACAGUCUGCCGAGGAGAGGGCAGCAGCCGCCAGAAGUCGCCUGAUUGAAAGGAAUCUCAAAGAGGAUGGCAUACAGGCAGCCAAGGAUAUAAAAUUGCUGUUGUUGGGUGCUGGUGAAUCGGGCAAAAGCACAAUAGUGAAACAAAUGAAAAUUAUUCACGAAAGCGGGUUUACCCCAGAGGACUUCAAACAAUAUCGGCCGGUUGUCUACAGCAACACAAUACAAUCAUUAGUUGCCAUACUUAGAGCAAUGCCAAACCUCAGUAUUCAGUACAGCAAUAAUGAACGAGAGAACGAUGCAAAAAUGGUAUUUGAUGUUUGCCAACGCAUGCACGACACGGAGCCUUUCUCAGAGGAGCUUUUGGCUGCCAUGAAACGAUUGUGGCAGGAUGCUGGUGUUCAAGAGUGCUUCUCACGUAGCAACGAAUAUCAAUUGAAUGAUUCCGCUAAAUAUUUCCUCGAUGAUUUGGAUCGGUUAGGCGCCAAGGAUUACCAACCAACCGAGCAGGACAUUCUACGCACUCGUGUCAAGACGACUGGUAUUGUUGAAGUGCACUUUUCCUUCAAGAAUCUCAAUUUCAAACUAUUUGAUGUUGGCGGUCAGCGAUCGGAGCGAAAGAAAUGGAUACAUUGCUUUGAAGAUGUGACUGCGAUUAUUUUCUGCGUUGCCAUGUCUGAAUAUGAUCAAGUCUUGCAUGAAGAUGAAACCACGAACCGAAUGCAAGAGUCCUUGAAGCUAUUUGAUUCCAUUUGCAAUAACAAAUGGUUCACGGACACCUCCAUUAUUUUAUUUUUAAAUAAAAAGGAUUUGUUUGAGGAAAAGAUUCGCAAGAGUCCAUUGACAAUCUGCUUCCCAGAAUAUACAGGUGGUCAAGAGUACAGUGAAGCUGCUGCGUAUAUUCAGGCACAAUUCGAAGCGAAAAACAAAUCAACCUCAAAAGAAAUCUACUGCCACAUGACGUGCGCCACAGAUACGAACAAUAUACAGUUUGUUUUUGAUGCGGUAACGGAUGUGAUUAUUGCCAACAAUUUGAGAGGCUGCGGUCUGUAUUAAGUAAUAAAAACUAAAGUCCAGUGCCGCAAGCAAACAAGAAGCGCAUUGCAAGAAUCAUUGUCGGACUCCAUCACCACCGCUCCAACUACUACUACGAUUACCAACUACAACUACAUACCACUACUACAAUCACAAACGCAACCAGAACAACAGCUACUACAAACUAAAUAUUAACAUUAUCAACUCAUCCAAAAAGUACCACUAAAGGAAAGAAGUGAAUGCCUGUGAAUAACUGCGGAAAGAUUUCAAGAAUUUUUAGUAUUUUCUCUGAUAUGAACGAGACAAGAGUUUAUCGAAAACAACAGCGUAACGAAACAAGGCAAAAAUGUUUUUGUAUCAAUUCAAUGGAAUAUUAAAUCUACUACUUAGCUAUUUUAGUUUUAAAUAAUUGCAAAUUUAGUUCCACGAUUUUGCUAUUUUCUUUGAGAACAAAAAAAAAUCGAAAUAUCACAGGAUUAAUAUUUAAACUUCAAAAGAUUUAUGUGAUGAUAUAAUGACGAUGAUGGCGGUGAGUGAUGGAUAGCUGGUUGAAUGGUUUGUUAAGGCGUUGUGCUUUAAAUUGGAGCCGAAAGCUAACGCAACAACCACAGCAGUAGCAGCAGAAGAGCGAAAUGUACAUUUUAGUCAAGCAAAAUAAACAAAAGAGCAAAGUAAAACAUAAACGCGCACACAAACACACACACACAAAGGCAUCAAAACACACAAGGAACUUUAUUACUUAUUAAGCUUAUUAAGAAGAAGAAGAGAAACACAACAAACAAACUUUAUUAUAAUAGCCAGAGAAAACAAAUAAUUAAACAAUUUAAGAAACAGUCAAUGUUAAGUUCUUAUACAUACAUCCAUGCAUACAUAAAAAAAACCAGGUCGCUGCAAUGUAAAAUCUUUGCCGAUUCACUGUAAAAAGCCGAAUGAUUAAUGUAUGUACUGUAUAUACAUACAAACAUUAGAAAAGAAGUGAAAACAACAAAACAAGUGUAAUACGUAAAUCAAAAUUUCGACUUAUAGCAAAUGCACCGUUACUUCUCUUCUAGUGUACUCUAAACUACAUACAUAUGUACAUUAGGCUGAUACUAAGCCGACUAAAACCAAAAGUGACCGAUUAUUACAUACAUUACAUUAUACAAACAUAAUUAUAAAUUGAUUUCCUUUGCUAGUAAGAACGCUGAUGGUGAACACGCACACUACUACAUAUAUUACAUGCAUACCUUUAAAUCAGCACAAAUAGGAACGGAACGAACGCACACAAAUGCAAAAUGUACUAAAACUGCAAAAUGAAAUAAACAGAAAAUACGUAUGAAAGGAAAUCGGCACAAAUGAGUUCAGUUUAGACAGUUUUUGUUUUGUUUUUUUUUUUUUAAUUAACUUUAACUUUAGACUGCGUGUAUGGAUUUCACAUUUGAUAUCAAGGCGAAGUGGUUUGCUAAAAACUGCAGAAAUAAUUUUUUUAUAUUUGUUUUUUUUUUUUUUUGAUUUUGUGUUUAGAUCGACGGCAUUUUUUGUAGGUUUUUCGUAUUUCAAUGUUAUUGAAAGAGCGACUGAAGUUGUGGCCAUAGUAUUUUACAAAGAAAAAAUCCGAAUUUUUUGCUAUUUUUUUGUUUUCUAUAUUGUUGCGUAUUAGUGUUCAAAUAUUUUUAUUUGGCUUCUCGCCUAUUGGAUUGCUCAUCUCUAAUUGUUUUUCAUAAUAAAGUACUAUAGUAUUUUUACCAAAUUUUGAAUCACCUUGAUCUUCAAGAAAAUUUUGCAAUGCUUAUGGCUCAGAUAGUCUGGCGAUGUAUAGUAUGUGUUUCUUCCACCAAAGUAAUAAUCAAUCCAUUUUCAUUAAAACAUUAACAUUUGAAUUGUUAUUAAAAUUUGAAAUGAAAUGAAGCGCAGUAAGGAUCUCAAAAGGAAAAUACGAAAUUUUAUGCUUCUCAAAAUUUGGCUACACCCUGCAUUGGUAAUGGCGCAAAGAGAAAAUACGUGAGAUUAACUUAUUCUAGCGAGCUUACGCUCUUGAUACAGUAUGCAAUUCUUAUAGCAGUGCUGAUCGUGCGAUCUUCAGCGAAUUUCUUCAUGUUUCUUUAUGCAUCUCUGAGUGAGUUUUAAUAAAAUUCUCAGAAGGAAAGUAGUAUUUAAAAGAAUAUUAAAGUUUUUCUGUAAAUUGGUGGGGCAUGUAUGCAGAUCAUGCGAACUUCAUUGAAAUUUUUGAAAUUUUUAAGCUCCACAAGAUUUAGUAAAAUGAACAGAAUAAAAAAUUCAAUAUUUAAUGUAAUAUUUAUUUCACGAUGAAUGUUAAUUUAAAAAUGUUCUCGAAAAAUGUAAAAAUAUUUCACCCCCAAGCAAUUAUCGACUAUCUUUGGUUUUGUUGUACGAGUACAUAAAAUAUAACUCAAUACAUAAAAGUAUAUUCUACUGCGAGUCGACAUUUCCAAUAAGGGUGCCUUAUUUUGUUUAAGCUUCUAUCGAAAUAAUAUAUUUACUUUUUUCGUUGGUAGGAAAGAUAAAUGAAAAAUGCACACAUUACUGCCAUUUCUUUUUGAAAUUUCUUCAGCGGUAUUCAAACCAAACUCAUUAUUGUCGACACGUUUGCGGACAGAAUUUUCCCAUUCAUUCGCGCGUUAUUUAAAAAUAAACAUCGCAAAAAUUUAUUUAACUGCUUGCAACUCUAAUAUUAUUAUUCUAAGAGCAGUUUAUGCAAAUAUGCCGGAAGAAAUUGUUAGUAUUUUAUUUUCCAACAUGGCAAAAUAUUUCGAAGAGAUUUGUUAGCAUUUUAUUAAAUUAUAUUUAUACUGUUUCUUUUUUAUUACUUUAAUUUACAACAAAUAUGUAGGUAUGAAAUAUAAAGUUUUAGUUGCUCUUUUGAAAAUUUCGAACGUUUUAGAGCAGAAAUCAUGUAAAAAAUAAUAAUCCAUUACUCUUCACAGCUAUUCAAUACUUUUAGUCAUUUGGGAAUGCCGUUCAUUAUAUUUGUACUGGAAAUGACAGGCCUCUUUAGUAUUCCAUCUCCAUUUGAAAAGGUAGAAAGUAAUCUGAGAUUUUAUAAGUUUUGAAAAUUUUUGUGAAAUUUCGUGUCUGAACAACCGUUAUAGAAUUUUACAUAUGCUAUAAAAAAACAGGCACCUACUGCCCUAACCACUAUAAAUUCGUAUCGCUACGAUUUCUGCUCAUGUACACCCGAUUGCAAAGUUAUAAAUACACUAUUAUCAAAAAAAUAUAGUUUAUACAAAAAAAACAAACAUUCACAAUACAAAAGAAUGCAAAGUUUAAAAUUUCUUUAAAAUUUCAACUUUAAACUUUUAAUCUUUAGUAUAACAAAGUGCAAGUUUCUAGUGACUACAAAAUACCGCUGAUUUUUGUAAUUUUUUUUCUUUUGUUGACGAUGCUAGGCUUUGUUUUUCAUAUAUAAUUAUGGAGUUAGUAUCGAAAAAAAGGUGUAGCAUCUGAGUGAAAAAACAUUGUCAAAAAUCAAAGGCAUACACAGCAAAUUUGCUUUCGCUUGUUAAAGAAGCUAACAUUGAGUUUUAGGAUAGUCUUAAAUACCAAUGAUCUCACAGACGAUGGAAUACCCUGACGUUUUGUGAAUUUUCAUCCCGCCAUUUAAAUAAAAGUAAAAAAAAAAAUCAAAGGUAUUUUACAGUCACUUGAUGAAACCUU
This is a messenger RNA of Anastrepha ludens (Mexican fruit fly), 5521 nucleotides long. It is a transcript of the gene Galphao, whose product is annotated as G protein alpha o subunit. Gene Ontology annotation, cellular component: heterotrimeric G-protein complex. Gene Ontology annotation, molecular function: G-protein beta/gamma-subunit complex binding; G protein-coupled receptor binding; GTPase activity. The coding region runs from base 824 to 1888 and encodes 354 amino acids. The record is from RefSeq and is a predicted model, not a curated record. Lineage: Eukaryota; Metazoa; Arthropoda; Insecta; Diptera; Tephritidae. Gene Ontology annotation, biological process: adenylate cyclase-modulating G protein-coupled receptor signaling pathway. The transcript is spliced from 8 exons.